Messenger RNA from Thelazia callipaeda (thelaziosis nematode), 1017 nucleotides. The record is from the annotation of a GenBank genome assembly. NCBI's taxonomy places the organism in Eukaryota, Metazoa, Nematoda, Chromadorea, Rhabditida, Thelaziidae.
AUGAUUUUUGAAAAAAGACCUACUCAGGUACCAAUGAUAACAGUAAACCAGAGUAGUCGAUGCCAAGCUUUAAUUUUGAGUCCACUCCGUUUAAUGCGAGUAAUUGCAGAAAGGAAACGGCUUUAUAGGAAAAAGGAUCAGAAAUUUAUUUUUGGUAAUGAAAUGGAUGAGCGAAAAUCCUGCAGAAUUGGUGAAGGUGGUUUUGGUUCAGUAUUCCGUUACGUAUACAAUAAUCGUGACGUAGCUAUCAAGCAAUUACAUCGCAGUCGUCAUUCACCUACGUCUGAUUUUCAUUCAUUCUGCUCAGAACUGAAUGCUUUCCGUUUGCCUCCGUCGCCGUAUGUUGUGCAGACUAUUGCAUUCACGUCGUCAAAAAGCUGCAUGCAAGUUAUAACAGAAUUUAUUGAAGGCAAAAAUUUGCAACAAUUAAUCAACGAUGAAACUUGGCAAGUAGACAUUCACCAGCGUCUACAACUUGCACUUCAGAUUAUAAGUGGUUUGGUACAUUGUCAUAGUCAUUUACUGCUUCAUUUGGAUGUAAAACCAGCAAACAUUUUUGUGGACGCUACUUGUAAAAAGUGUAAAUUGUCUGAUUUUGGUUGCUCAAGAACAGCAGUAAGUACGGAAACGGAUAUAUUGCACGCUGAGAUAACAAGAAGCUCAUGCUUUGGCACUGUAGCUUAUAAGGCACCAGAACUUCUGAAGGGUUUAGAUGCAACCGAUCGAGCUGAUAUUUAUUCAUUUUCAUUGGUUUUAUGGGAACUUUUAGCAAGAAAAGCAGCUUUUGAUAGGGUACACCCACAUGUUCUUAUUUACGGUAUUGUUGCUAGAAGGAUAAGACCAAAAAUUGAUGAAUUGAAUUUUCUUAAAGAAAAAAAGAAUGAAGAGUUGGUUACACUAUUGCAAAAUGGCUGGUCUGAGAAAUUAACGAAACGUCCACGCGCUGUUUCUGUUCAACAAAUAAUUAAAAUGAUUGUUUCUUCAAAAACAAUCUUCAGUGAAACGACUGGCAGUUGA